AUGCUGCGCACGCCCAGCAAGCAGCAGAGGGCGCCGCCGCCCGGGUCGGGGCGGCAGGAGCAGGAGCAGCAGGCGCCGUCCGCGGCGGACUGGCGAGAGGUCGUGGAGCGCGCGCGGCGCAUGGGCGGGCACGUCAGCGGCGAGCAGAUGCUCACCGACACGUUCAGCCGCAAGCACACGUACCUGCGACUCAGCCUGACUGAGCGCUGCAACUUGCGGUGCACGUACUGCAUGCCCGCUGACGGCGCGCCGCUGACGCCCGGGGAGCGGCUGCUAUCCGCGGAUGAGUUGCAGCGGCUGGCGUCCUUGUUUGUUGGAGCGGGGGUCGACAAGAUUCGGCUGACAGGAGGCGAGCCCACCGUGCGGAAGGACCUACUGGAGAUUUGCCGCAGCCUCUCAGCCCUGCCGGGUCUGCGAACUCUCGCCAUGACCAGCAACGGCGUCGCCCUCAAGCGGCAGCUGCCACAGCUGCAGGAGGCGGGCCUAAACGCGCUCAACAUCAGCCUGGACACGCUGCGGCCCGACCGCUUCGAGGCGCUGACGCGGCGCGCGGGGCACGGCAAGGUGCUGGCCAGCAUUGAGGAGGCGCUGCGGCUGGGGUUCGCGCCGCUCAAGGUCAACGUGGUGGUCAUGCGCGGCGUCAACGAUGACGAGAUCAUCGAUUUUUCGGAGCUUACGAGGGACGCCCCCCUCAACGUCAGGUUUAUCGAGUACAUGCCUUUCGAUGGCAACGUGUGGAGCGACUCGAAGAUGGUCACGUACAAGGAGAUGCUUGCCGCGCUCAGAGACAGGUACCCUCAGGGCCUGGUCCGUUGCGCAGACCCCGCCGGCGAGGUGGCCAAGAACUUCACGGUGCCCGGCCACAAGGGCAGCGUCAGCUUCAUCACCAGCAUGACGCACGCGUUCUGCGGCGACUGCAACCGGCUGCGAGUCCUGGCUGACGGGAGCCUGAAGGUCUGCCUGUUUGGCGCCAACGAGGUCAGCCUGCGCGACGCGAUGCGUGAGGGCGCGACGGACGACGACUUGCGCCUCGUCAUCAGCGCCGCCGUCGACCGGAAGCGCGCGGCACACGCGGGGAUGUUUGAGCUGGCGGCGACGCAGAACCGCCCCAUGAUCACGAUCGGCGGCUGA
Molecule: messenger RNA, 1131 nt
Organism: Monoraphidium neglectum
Lineage: Eukaryota; Viridiplantae; Chlorophyta; Chlorophyceae; Sphaeropleales; Selenastraceae
Product: Molybdopterin biosynthesis protein CNX2
Exons: 9
Coding region: 1-1131 (376 amino acids)
Biological process (GO): Mo-molybdopterin cofactor biosynthetic process
Molecular function (GO): 4 iron, 4 sulfur cluster binding; GTP 3',8'-cyclase activity; metal ion binding
Source: RefSeq, a predicted model, not a curated record